This is a messenger RNA of Moneuplotes crassus, 563 nucleotides long. The record is from the annotation of a GenBank genome assembly. NCBI's taxonomy places the organism in Eukaryota, Ciliophora, Spirotrichea, Euplotida, Euplotidae.
UCAAAAAAAAUGACUGACCCCCACCCUUUCACUCCUCAACUCCUUGCUCUCUCCAAAGACACCUCCUCUUACUCCUCUCUCGACCUCCUCUUUGCCGGUUUCCAGUUCUACCAGAACAGCACUGAACUCCAGUCACUCUUCAGCCAAAAAUCCAAUUCAAAGCCCGCUUACCACCCUUCUGAUCCCUUCCUAGCCAAGCCCGGUUCCAUGCCUGAGGGCAGGCCGUCCACAGGGCCAGAGCAUGAUCAGGCGAGGGAAGGAGAAGUACAGAACAAUACUGAAAUAAAAGAACAGCAUAGUGAGAAAUUGCAGUCAGAGAAGAAAACACCUAGUUCGAAAUUAAAUAGCGACAGGAAAGAUUUUAAGCAAGGAAUUGAAGAUGAAGUCAAAGAAGAGGCCAAGCUUAACCCUGAAGUCUUGGAAGACAACUCCCAUGCUUCAAAAGAAGACUCCUCCAAUCUAGAAAGUAUCAGCAACUUUUGUAAAGCAGAGAUGUCAAAAGAUAGCUGGAAGUCAGAUUUUCAGUGGAAUGAUAAAAUCUAGCUAGAGUGAUUAAUUCAUCU